GACUUGGCACAUGACCAAGACUCAGAGUCAGUCAAUCACUCUUGGCUGCUUCUCCCUUGUCCCGAAUAUGUACACAGUACAAUGCAGCGCGUAAAUAUUUGCAAUGACAACACAUUGCUAUGGAAGAAUUGCAUGAUCCUACCUACAAACCAAGAGAUCAAAUCCUACUCUUAUACAAGUUGUAAAGUCAGCAACUAUUCGCGAAUUUAUUUUAACAAGAGGGACCAAAUCCAAAUUACUCACUCCAUCCAGUGGUGCUGGUCCUCUAAAUUAUGACAAUGGUAGAUAUGGGACGUUUGGCGGUACAGAUUCCCAUCAUCCUCAUGGCCUUGGUCGCCAGUUUGAUAACUUGUGGAAAUGUCACGAGCUAGCAGAAGCACUGAAGCUCUCUCUCUAUCUCUCUCAUUUCUGCCCAUCUACAUCUAGGCUCAAGCCAAGUUAAGCGCCUUGCAUUGCGCAACCCGGCCAGAUCCUGGAAGCUCUGAUUUGCAUACAUUGCAGUUCCAGAGGACUGAAUUAAGGAGCAAAAUCAAAGGCAGCAGAUCUGAGCUCCAGGUAGGCAGGUACUAGGACAGGGAUACUCAUCAGUCCUCAGUUAUAAAUCAUAAUUAUGCUACAAGAUCUCUAUUGCUUUGCUUCUUCAGUACUAGAAGCAUGUGGAAAAGAAGGCCUAGAUAUAUUGCUCGAAAAAGUUAAGGAAACUCGAAGAACAAGAGGCUAGGGCUGUAUUUGAUCACCUGUUUACCCAGGAAAUUCUGAUACAAGAGGGAGCUCUGUAAGAAAACAUGACCGGUGUGGAAGCUGGGUCGUAUCAGCUAUAGUAUCUUGAAUAUUGAAGAAUGUGGGGAACAAGUUAGCUCCACAAUUAAUUAAAAAGUAUAGCUCUAUAGUGGGCUUCAAAAAAGAUCUCCAGGAGCUCCAGGUUAUAGUUGAGGAGAUAAAUUCUCGGCUGGAAAGGGCAGGAGAUCAUGCUAUGGGGGGUGAUGCAUCAUUUAAUUGGCUCAAACAGUUGGAAGAUGCUGCUUACGCUGUUGAUGAUGUUGUCGAUGAGUUCCAGCUGAAGGCCGAGAGACAUGAUGCUUUUGGUGAUGGUGGUAUCGUGUCCAAAUAUAGAUUUCAAUUCAAGAUGGCUAAUAAGAUCAAGGCAAUCAAGAAGAGAUUAGAUGCAAUUGUGAAGCAAAGAACUGACUUGAAUGCAAUAGCAAACAAUUUUCCGGUUUGUCAUUCUGCUCAGCAAAUAAGCAACACAAAUGAGCAUAGGACAACAUUGCCUAAUGUUGACGUGGCAUCAGUACUCGGAAGAGAGAAAGAAAAACACCAAAUUAUAUCUAAACUCAUAGAGAUUAAUGACCAAGAAAGAAUCAAGAUCGUUUCCAUCAUUGGACUUGGUGGCUCUGGUAAAACUACCUUGGCUAAACUAGUUUUGAAUGAUUGUGACAUUAUAGAGAAGCACUAUGAAGUCAGACUAUGGGUUCAUGUGUCACAAGAUUUUGAUGUUCAAAAGCUCGACAAGAAACUGUUUGAAGCUUUUGCUGAUAACAAUCCUGGACAGCAUGCACUGCCGUAUAUGAGCAAAACAAUCUCAGACAAAUUGACUAGAAAGAGGUUUCUGCUUGUAUUGGAUGAUGUUUGGACUGAGUCCCAAAUCCUAUGGGAACAAUUCUUGGAAUGUCUGAAGGUUGGCGCACAUGGAAGCAGGAUUUUACUCACUAUAUACCCGUAGUUGAAAAGUUGCAGAAGUGGAGGGAUCCGCAUACCAAUUUGACUUGCCAUUUUUAUCUCCAAAUGACAGCUGGAAACUAUUCCAACGAAGCUUAGUAACACCCCCCCCCCCCCCGAAAGUUUGGGGAUUGAAUUUGUUGAUGUUGGAAAAGAUAUUGUGAAAAAAUGUGGUGGGGUUCCACUAGCAAUUAAAGCUCUUGCAGGUGUCCUCCAUGGCAAGAAACUGAUAGGAGAAUGGCAGGCCAUGAGAGACAGCAACUUGCUGCAUUUUGUGGGUGAAGAAAGUGGUGUAUCAGUAUCUGCAUGCUUGAGGUUGAGCUAUUUCCAUUUGCCAUCUCAUCUGAAGCAGUGCUUCACAAUAUGUUCAUUAUUCCCCAAAGGUCACAAGAUUGAUAAAGAGCAAUUGAUUGAUCUAUGGAUUGCUCAUGACAUGAUCACUCUUGAGCCUGGUGUUGAUUACUUGGACUAUAUUGGCCACAAGUGCUUCAAUUCUCUUGUGCAAAUGUCCUUCCUACAAGUCGAGAAUGAAUUGUAUGGGAGAGCAACAUGCAGCAUGCAUAAUUUGGUUCAUGAUCUGGCCCAGUCCAUAUUGAAAAAUAGAAUCUCACUUGAUGCGCCGACAGAUGCAACAGAUUAUACUCUGAGCUGCAGAUACUUUUCUUUAACUGAACAGACACAAAAUCUACCACCCAAAAAUCUUUUUCAAAAAGCAUGUUCUGUAUAUGUUGAUAAUUGUGAUGAUGCAAUAUUUGGUGCAUUGAAGAAUGCAAGACACUUGCGCAGUAUGACCAUCGGAACUAUUGGUAUGAAAGCAAUACCCAUUGCCGUAUUGCAGGUAAAAUAUAUGAAAUAUCUUGCGAUUUCAAGAUUGCAAUGCGAAGCACUCACAGAAGCUAUUUCAGAUAUUUGGAGUUUACAAGCUCUUCAUGUUACAUUUAGUAAUCUUCUCGAAUUGCCUAACUCCAUCGGUAAGCUGCAGAAGCUAAGGAAGCUGAACCUAUUCGGCUGUGGGAACCUAAAGUGUUUACCAGAUUCUAUUGGUGAUUGUCAAAUGAUUUCAAGCAUUGAUCUUUGCAAUUGUAAGAAGCUCAGAGUGUUGCCGGAAUCUAUUGGCAGAAUUGAAAAUCUAAGAGUUUUGAGACUAGGUGACACAUACAUUGAGAGGCUGCCAUCAAAUAUCACAACACUGAGAAAUCUCGAGUGUCUGGACCUUGAUCACUGUUGGAUGCUGGUAGAGCUGCCUGAAGGCAUCAUCAACUCGGAGAAACUUCAUGGUUUGAAGCUUAAAGGUUGUGGAAUAUUACGAUGCAUUCCUGUUGGCAUAGGACAGCUUAGUCAACUACAGAAGUUGAAUUUGUUUGUUGUGGGUGAGGGCGAAAAGUAUGCAGCAAUUUUUGAGCUUGGAAAUGUAGGUAGGAAUAGUGAGGAUCUGACGGUAAAAGGUAUUGAGCAUGUGAUGGAGCCGGAUGAUGCACACAAGGCAUGCUUGAAACAUAAGGCAAACUUACAAAGGUUGGAUCUAAUGUGGAGGACGGGUGUCACGUGUGAAGAUAACACUAAACUGGAGCAGGCUGUACUUGAUGGUCUGGAACCGCCACCAGGGAUUAAAUUACUGAGAAUUAAUGGAUAUUCAAGUAGGGAGUGUGCCCGGUGGAUGCAGAAUCAAGUUGGUGGCGGAGUACUGGUGCCUACUUACUUCGCAGUUUUGAGGGUGAUGAAGCUAAAUAAUUUCCCAAACUGAAGCAUCUGGAUGGGCUUGCGGAGCUGCCUUGUUUGGAGAAGCUUGAGCUGUGGCGGAUGCCAUCUCUCGAGAGCAUAAGUGGAGGCCCAUUUCCUUCACUGGUGAAGUUUGCUAUGUGGGACCUGCCUAGGCUUGUGAUUCUACAUGAGACAGUACAUGAACUCCAUCGCAAGAACUUGAGUGGGGUCAUUUUCAAAAUAUAUUUUGAAAAGGCCUAUGACAAAGUUAAAUAGAACUUCCUACUACAGACGCUUCGGAUGAAAGGCUUUUCACAAAAGUGGAUUGAGUGGAUUAAGUCUUUCAUAUCAGGCGGAAGUGUAGCUAUUAAUGUCAAUGAUGAGGUGGGACCUUACUUUCAAACAAAGAAAGGACUUAGGCAGGGAGACCCACUCUCACCCAUCCUGUUCAAUCUAGUAGCCGAUAUGCUCACGUUAUUCAUUAAUAGGGCAAAAGCAGCGGGUCAAAUAAGUGGGGUGGUGCCGGACCUAGUAGACGACGGGCUAUCCAUUCUACAAUAUGCUGACGAUACGAUACUCUUUAUGGAACAUAUCCUGGAGCAGCCUCAUAACAUGAAGACGAUUCUUUGUGCAUUUGAGCAGCUAUCUAGUUUAAAAAUUAAUUUUCAUAAGAGCGAAAUCUUUUGCUUUGGGGAUGCAAAGAACUGCGAAAGCCAGUACAUGGAAUUGUUUGGAUGCAAUCCAGGAUCGUUCCCACUUCGCUAUUUAGGCAUCCCGAUUCACUAUAGGAAGUUGUCUAAUAGCGAUUGGUUGAAGAUCCAAGAACGGUUUGAAAAACGCCUUAGUAGCUGGAAGGAUAAAAAUCUUUCAACUGGAGGGCGUCUAACUCUUAUCAAUUCCGUUCUUAGCAGUCUACCCAUGUAUAUGAUGUCCUUCUUUGAAAUCCCCAAAGGGGUUCGCAAAAAGUUGGAUUACUUUCGAUCUAGAUUUUUUUGGCAAAGCGAUGAGCAUAAAAGAAAAUAUCGGCUAGCCAAAUGGGAUAUCCUGUGUCAACCAAAGGAUCAGGGAGGACUAGGGAUACAUAAUUUGGAACUUAAAAAUAUAGCUUUGCUCAGUAAGUGGCUGUAUCGUCUGCUAACGACAGAUGGUACAUGGCAGCAAAUCUUAUGCAACAAAUAUCUAGGGACUAAGCCGCUGGUGCAAGUCCUUUGGAAGAGCGGAGAUUCACAUUUCUGGGCAAGCCUGAUGAAGGUCAAAUGAGACUUUCUAAGAUUUGGAUCCUUUAUAAUAAAUGAUGGGUCACAAGUAAGAUUUUGGGAAGAUAUUUGGUUAGGAAAUAGAUCUCUACGGGACCAAUAUCCACAACUAUACAACAUAGUCAGGAAAAACAGGACACAGUGGCUGAUGUUUUAAUUACACAGAUUCCUAAUUUAUCUUGGCGUAGAGAUCUAUUCGGGGAACAAGCUAGUGAUGUGGAACAAUUUAGUUUCACGUCUGGCAGCCAUUAGUCUAAACCAGGAGAGGGAUGGCUUUAAAUGGAACUUAGACCCGACAGGUGUUUUUUCGGUAAAAUCACAUUAUAUGGGUCUAAUUAAUCAAGAUGUCCCCAACCUAAAUAAGAGAAUAUGGAAAUUGAAAGCCCCACUCAAGAUAAAAAAUUUUCUCUGGUAUCUCAGGCGAGGAGUCAUUCUCACAAAUGACAACCUAUCUAAAAGGAUCUGGCACGGAAACCAACAGUGUUGCUUCUGUCAUGAAAAUGAAACGAUUCAGCAUCUGUUUUUGGAUUGCCGGUUCACGCGUAUGGUAUGGGCCUCGGUCUAUGAGGCCUGGGGCAUCCCUAAACCACGCAAUAUGUCUAACAUGUUUGGAAGAUGGCUUAAUGGAAUACCUAAAGAGUUUAAACCACUAGUUCUGCUAGGCGCGGCAGCCCUAUGUUGGUCUGUCUGGCGAUGCAGAAAUGCUGUGGUGUUCGAUAACAAAAAAUCUUCCUUUUUGCAGGCUAUCUACUUCACUACGCACUGGCUCCGUACGUGGGCUAUCCUUCAGCGGCAUACAUUGCAGGACAAGCUUGUAGCAGCAUCUCGUUUCUUGGAGCAGGUGGCCAAGGAUUUUUUUGCCCGGGCACAUGGGUGGUAGUCUAGUAUUCGGAUUGAUAGUCAUUAGAGUGUACGACUUGACAAACUCUUUUAGGCUGUGUGCCGUUAUGGCAGAGGCCGGGAAAAUUUCAUGACAAUGUAUCACCUUGAUAUAUUGAUCUUGAAAUCAAUAAAGUUUCCCUUUUCCAAAAAAAAAGGCUGGGAGAGGUGUGGAUGGUAGCCGAGAAGAGCAUGCCUAAUGGAGAAGAGGGACGCGGCUGCAGCUAUUGCACACCUCAUAGUCAUAUGGGACGAGUCCUCAGAGUGGGUAGUUGCGUAUCGAAUCUAGAUAUAUCUUAUUGUCCUAAGUUUGAGGUCAAGCUGUACCUACCUUUGUCGCUGCAGCACUUGGAAUUGAACCAUAGCAAUGAACAGCUGCUGCAGUUGCCAUGCGAGUGCAACGGCUGGUCCUCUUCGUUCUCUGGUUUUAGCCAUCUGAAGGAGCUUGAGCUAAACGAGAUUACAGGGUGUGGACGUGGGUGGGGGCUGCUGUAACACAUGACGGCACUCAAGUCAUUGCGGAUUAUUUACUCUGAUGAGCUAACCGAGCUACCAGAGUGCUUCUGGAGUCUCAAAUCCCUUCAGUCUCUGCAAGUGAGUGAUUGCUCUGCUAUUCGCGUGCUGCCCGAAUCGCUAGGGGAACUCCAGUCCCUGCAAGAGUUGAUCAUCGAUGAGUGCAAUAGCCUGACCAGCCUCCCCCAAUCAGUGGGUCGUCUCACAUCCCUCCGGUCUCUGAAUGUGAACUCAUGCUCUUCUAUUUCAUCGCUGCCCGAUUCACUAGGGGAACUCCAGUCUCUGCAACAGUUGACCGUCGGGCGCUGCAAAACCCUGAGCAGCCUUCCACAAUCAAUGGUUUGUCUCACAUCCCUCUGGGCGCUCCGCAUAAGUUGCUGUGACGAUGCAUUUCAUGAAUUGCCCGAACGGCUGGGAGAGCUCCGCUCUCUACGCAUAUUCCACAUUGAAGGGUUGCGGGCACUGGCUUGCCUUCCCAAAUCCAUGUGCCGCCUCACCUCCCUUGAAGACCUCAGGAUCGAGGACUGCCCGGGCAUCGAAUCCUUGCCGGAGGGGAUAAAGGACCUCACGGCUCUGCAGGAAUUGCGGAUCUGGGACUACCCUGAUCUGGCGAGGCGGUGUGAGAGCAGAAAGGGGGAGGACUGGCACCUUGUCUCCCACAUCCCUAGUCUGUACAUUUUUUAAAGCGACUGCCCGCUUUUUGUGUAUUGCAUCAGGUGAGUUUGUCCUACUAUUUUAAGCUCUAGCGAUGAGACCCCUUUUUGUGUAUUAUAUUAACCGGAGAACCUAUUUCCUGAUUCCCUUUUUUAAUUAGUAGCGAAUUAUUCCAACUCGAGUUAGGAGCUAGUACUCCCUCUGUCCCAAAAUAAAUGCACAUAUAUGAAUAAGACAACCUAGUUCUAGUUGUAUUUUUCUACUUUCUCUCCUCCCAAGAUCAUCUUUAUAAAGGUAUAUAUGUAAUUUCUCACUGGCAUUGAUCUUCACAUUCAAACUCUAAAAUUACAUUUAUUUUGGAACGGAGGGAGUACGCUCAUACAAUCUGCUCUGUUUUGGGCAUCCAAAUUCCAUCUCGAGUUAUUCAUCCCGUGGGCGUGCUUAAUUUGAUGCUACUUUUCAUGUGAAACAGAAUUCUGAGCAGUUAUCAUGUUUAGUUGUCGCACUAUUGCUGAUAGACAUGUCAAACGGAAAAGAUAAAAACUUCAUUUUUCUUUGUUCACUGAACGAUUUAACUGGAUUUAACUGAUGGAAUACUCCUAGGGGCAAUGAGUACCAACUUCAACCAGAUCAUUUGGUCUGCAUGGGCACCCCCAAAAUGCAAAUUCUUUAGUUGGCUAGCGGUUCAAGAUAGAAUUUGGACAGCGGACAGAUUGCGUGCGAGGGGCUGGCCGCAUAACGCAACAUGUUCGCUUUGUCGUAGGUGUCUGGAGACUGGAAAUCACCUUUUUGUCGAAUGCAGGUUCACCAGGCGUAUUUGGGCUGUCUUACCCUUUUGGCUUUGGGAGCCGUCACUGCACCUGACGAACUGGAAAUGCACAAACUCGGUCUAUGAGUGGUGGUCGGAGAUAGCUGCGACAAGAGGAGUUUCGCGCAAGGGUUUGAAAUCUCUUGUCAUUCUCGUAUGCUGGGAGGUUUGGAACGAGCGCAAUGCACGUAUCUUCAAUGGUACAGAAGCACCUUCGUUUGUAUUGACAGAAAAGAUUAAGGCAGAGGCAUCGGCUUGGAUUUUGGCCGGGGUGAAGCACUUGGACUGCCUAAUUAAUAGAAUUUGAGUUUCUUCGGGAUAGUUCAUUUUCAAACUCUCUUUGUAAAGUUUUCUUUUUGGCCCCAGUUUUGUAGCCUAAAGGCUUUACUCUCUUCUUAUUAAUACAACAGGCAGCUCUCUUGCCGGUUCA
This is a messenger RNA of Panicum virgatum (switchgrass), 7960 nucleotides long. Its product is annotated as disease resistance protein RGA2-like. The record is from RefSeq and is a predicted model, not a curated record. The transcript is spliced from 4 exons. Lineage: Eukaryota; Viridiplantae; Streptophyta; Magnoliopsida; Poales; Poaceae. Gene Ontology annotation, biological process: defense response to other organism. Bases 1967 to 3463 code for a protein of 498 amino acids.